This is a messenger RNA of Dryobates pubescens (Downy woodpecker), 963 nucleotides long. It is a transcript of the gene RAB5IF, whose product is annotated as RAB5 interacting factor. The transcript is spliced from 4 exons. The record is from RefSeq and is a predicted model, not a curated record. Gene Ontology annotation, biological process: mitochondrial respirasome assembly. Bases 64 to 468 code for a protein of 134 amino acids. Lineage: Eukaryota; Metazoa; Chordata; Aves; Piciformes; Picidae.
GCGGGCGCGUGACGGCGCGCGGCGGCCGCUUCCGGGCCGGCGGCGGGGCCGGAGUGCAGGAGGAUGAGCGGCGCGCGGCGCAGGGAGGAGCCGCCGCACGCGCAGCAGCACGCGGUGUCGAACGGCGGCGCGGCCGCGCGCGGCUCGGUGUGGGGCAAGGCGCUGCGCAGCGACUCCGCCUGGCACGACAAGGACGAGUUCCUGGAUGUGAUCUACUGGUUCCGGCAGAUCAUCGCAGUCAUCCUGGGCAUCAUCUGGGGCGUGGUUCCCCUCAAGGGCUUCGUGGGCAUCGCAGUGUUCUGCCUGAUCAAUGCUGGUGUUCUGUACCUCUACUUCAGCAGCUUCCAGCAGAUAGAUGAGGAGGAGUAUGGUGGGACAUGGGAGCUCACAAAGGAAGGAUUCAUGACAUCUUUUGCACUGUUUUUGGUGGUUUGGAUAAUCUUCUACACUGCCAUCCACUAUGACUGACACAGCCUGCAGCCUGCUCCAUCACUCGCCAGGAAAUCGAGAUUGGAAUCAGUCCUAGCCUGUAGUGGCCUGGUGGGAAGGUGGGGGGAGUCCAGGCCAGUCCCUGCUGGCCCAGUGGGAGAGAGCCCCAACUCUUCUGCCAGAGAAGUCUCCAUUUUAUACUCCCAGUGAUUAUGGAACUCUUACUAAAAAGCCAUUGGAACUCCUGGAAGUGCUUCAAGAGCGCUCAGAUGUGGAACUUCCUGUGACUCUAGCCAGUACCUCUUGAGCAACUCCUGUCUGCUGAAGGUUGAAUCUGUUAAUUUAAUGUGUGUUUGCCCUCCUCUUGGGAGUCUAGCCCUAAAUCCUGACUUGUCUUCCAUUGCUGUCCUUUAGGCACCUGGCUUUUAAACAGCAGCUGCAGGGGAGAUGGGAGGAAGGCUCUGCGGCAGCCAGGAGCCGAGCGGCCGCCCCUGGCCUCUUCCUGCGGCGCUCGGCCUGGACUGAGCACACAGA